Messenger RNA from Punica granatum (pomegranate), 3119 nucleotides. The record is from RefSeq and is a predicted model, not a curated record. NCBI's taxonomy places the organism in Eukaryota, Viridiplantae, Streptophyta, Magnoliopsida, Myrtales, Lythraceae.
CCUUCUCUUCCGCUGCUUCCAUCAAUGGCGGAUCAGCUCAGCUUUUUUAAGCUAUGCUCUCCCACCCACCCUCUGCUGCGUUGUGCGGUGCUAAGAAGAAAGCUCCAAAACCUCGAAAACGACAUCCCCCAUUGUCGUUUCCACUGGGCCCUUUCCUCCACUUGCUCUUUUACUCUUCACUCUUCACUCUUCUGCUGCCACUCCCAUCUCAUCACACACGCUCUCUCUCUCAAUCAUGGCAGCAGCUCGCCAGAGUCUUCCUUGCAGUGGAGUUCAGCAAUGAGAGAAGUCCUCUCCUCUGCACUUUGGAAUUUCCUGCUCCCACAGUGCCGAUGGCUACUCUUCCCACGCCGAUUGCGACUAGGCCCUGCUGUCUCCACUGUGGAACAACUGAUGCAUCGAAACUGGUCUCAUCCUCUCAUUACAGCUAUAGGACCAAGCUCCCACAGUCCUUUGAGAGAGUGGAUACAAAGCAGAAGCUAAUACACCGAGGAUCUGUGCAAGAUCUUGUCUGUUCUCCUCAUAGGAAUCUGUUGAAAGUCUCUGCAAUGACAGGGGUUUCUGUUGAGGACGUUGAUCAGACAUAUACUCUUGUUACUCACAAACUAGAGAAGGGAUCAUCAUAUCUGUUCAGGACAGAAGUUGGCGGGCAAGUGAAGGUUUCCGUUACACAGAAAAAUGCCAAAUAUCCAGUCUUCAUUGAGGUCUCGUCCCUGCGGUUACCUAGCAGUACUGAUAGGCUUAUUCUUGCUUGGGGUGUGUAUAGAUCCGAUUCAACAUGCACCCAAACACUAGACUUUGGAAGCCUGGCUCCAGAUGCAGAACCUUUAGUGCGCGAGAACCCACUUGAUCAAAUUUCAGAUAGUGAAUAUGCCCUAGAACUCGAGUUCGACAGGAAGCAAAUUCCCUUCUUUCUCUCAUUUCUACUGAAAUCUUCAAGUGGCUUAGAAAUUAGAAGUCACACACAUAUGAAAUUUUGCAUCCCAGUUGGCCUGGGUCGUGGCAGGCCAUCUCCAUUGGGUCUCUCCUUCCCUGCUGGUGGUUCAAUUAGUUUUGCUGUUUUUUCAAGAAAUGCAGAAGGCGUAGUGCUCUGCCUGUACGAUGAUGCUUCAGCAGACCAACCUACUCUGGAACUGGAUCUCGAUCCUUAUGUGAACCGCACAGGUGACAUCUGGCAUGUCUCGCUGGAAAACCCUGGGAAUUUUACAGCUUAUGGGUACCGAUUCAGAGGGAGAAAUAAUGACCAUUUUGAUAAAGGUCGUAUUAUCCUCGACCCCUAUGCGAAGAUCAUUGAGAAACCGAAGAAUCCUGGUGCUGCUGCUUUAACAUCAUAUCGUUGCCUUGGAUUAUUGAGCCAGGUGAAGCCUUUUAACUGGGCAGGCGAUGUCCGUCCAAACUUAUCGAUGGAGAGGCUGAUGGUCUAUCGGUUGAACGUGAAGCGCUUCACCGAACAUAAGUCAAGUCAGCUCCCUGCUGAUAUAGCCGGGACUUUUUCAGGCUUGGCUGAAAAGAUAGAUCAUUUUAAAGAUCUUGGUGUGAAUGCAGUUUUGAUGGAACCAAUAUUCCCUCGUGAUGAACAGAAAGGUUCCUAUAUGCCUUUUCAUUUCUUCUCGCCAAUGAGCAUCUAUGGACCCUCCAGUAACCAAAUUUCUGUAAUAAACUCAUUGAAGGAUGCUGUGAAGAGAUUGCACUCCAGUGGAAUAGAGGUCUUCCUUGAGGUUGUGUUUACCGAAACCGCUGAUUCUGGGGCACUUCAAGGCAUCGAUGACCCAUCCUACUAUCAUCUGAGUGGACCUGUUAAAAUGAGAAGAGCUCUGAACUGUAAUUACCCGAUAGUCCAGCAGUUUAUCUUAGACAGUCUUCGGCACUGGGUGAUUGAGUUUCACAUUGAUGGAUUCUGUUUCAUGAAUGCUUCGUCUCUGUUAAGAGGUUUCCAUGGCGAAUCCUUGUCUCGGCCUCCUCUGGUAGAAGCAAUCGCAUUUGAUCCGAUCCUCUCGAGGACGAAGAUCAUAGCAGAUAGCUGGGACCCAAUCAAUGCGGCUCAGAAGGACGUAGAAUUUCCUCACUGGAAGAGAUGGGCAGAAAUGAACUCAAAAUUCUGCAUCGAUAUUAGAAAUUUCUUGAGGGGUGGGGGACUCUUAAGUGACUUAGCCACGAGAUUGUGCGGGAACGGAGACUUGUUUUUCGAUGGCCGUGGUCCUGCAUUCUCCUUCAACUUCAUUGCUCGGAAUUUUGGGCUUUCUCUUGUUGAUCUAGUUAGCUUCAGCAAAGGUGAGCUUGCAACGGAAUUCAGUUGGAACUGCGGAGAGGAAGGGCCAACCAAUAAAAUUGCUGUCCUUGAGAGAAGGCUUAAACAGAUUCGGAACUUCCUCUUCAUCUUAUACCUUUCACUUGGUGUUCCUGUCCUUAAUAUGGGGGACGAGUGCGGUCACUCUGCUGGUGGGUCCCCUACUUACGGAGCUAGAAAGCCCUUUGAUUGGACUACUCUGAAAGCAGGUUUCGGGAUGCAAACGAGCCAAUUCAUCUCCUUCCUAAGCUCCUUCAGGCGAAGGCGAGGUGAUCUCCUUCAAAAUAGAAACUUCCUGAAAGAAGAGAGUAUCAACUGGCAUGGAAGUGAUCAGGCUCCUCCAAAGUGGGGUGAUCCAACUAGCAGAUUCCUCGCCGUGAAUCUGAAACCAGAACAAGACACGAAGACAAGCCUGGAAGGGCCCAAAACUUCUGAAGGACCGGGGGACCUGUUCAUUGCAUUUAACGGGGCUGACCAAGCUGAGAGGGUCAUCCUCCCUCCUUCCCCAAAGGGGAUGGGCUGGAAUCGCUUGGUGGACACGGCUUUGCAUUAUCCUGGUUUCUUCUUAGUGGAAGGUGAGCCGGUGAUAGAGCAAAUGGCGGGAUUGGUUUCUUAUGAGAUGAAGUCUCACAGUUGUGCCCUGUUUGAAGCCACAGCUCUCACAGGCUGAUUUCUCUCCCCUAUGAAAAUUUUUGUCACUGAAAAUGGCAAAAAGCUUCUGUUGUUAUAUAUAGUUACCAGCAACUGAUACAAGCGUAGAGGUCACUGUCCUUGUACAAAUCAAUUUACACUGCAAUAAAUUGGCUGUCUGAUUUUCCUUUCUUAAUUAUAA